This is a messenger RNA of Rhagoletis pomonella (apple maggot), 1591 nucleotides long. RefSeq names its product importin-7-like. Gene Ontology annotation, biological process: protein import into nucleus. Bases 26 to 1591 code for a protein of 521 amino acids. The record is from RefSeq and is a predicted model, not a curated record. The transcript has 4 exons. Lineage: Eukaryota; Metazoa; Arthropoda; Insecta; Diptera; Tephritidae. Gene Ontology annotation, cellular component: cytosol; nuclear envelope. Gene Ontology annotation, molecular function: small GTPase binding.
ACGUGUGUGAAUUAUUUAGAACUGAAUGCUAGAAAUGGAUGCUCAAAAGCUGACUGAUUUGCUCCGGGCCACUAUCGAGCCAAAUCCUGAGCAGCGAAAGGCGGCAGAGGACCAAUUGGCACAAAUUCACAAGAUAAUUGGAUUUGUUCCAACAAUAUUACAAAUUGUUAUGCAAAGCAAUGUUGAUCAACCAGUUCGUCAAGCAGGGGCGAUUUAUCUAAAAAAUCUAAUUACGAACAGUUGGUCUGAUCAUGAGUCCAAAGCAGGCGAGCCAAUACCUUUCUCAAUUCAUGAACAAGAUCGUGCUAUGAUACGCGGAUUAAUUGUGGAUGCGAUUGUACAUGCUCCAGAUAUUAUAAAGGUUCAGCUAGCAGUAUGCGUAAAUCACAUUAUCAGAAGUGAUUUUCCUGGGCGCUGGCCACAAGUAGUGGACAACAUCAGCAUUUAUCUACAAAAUCCAGAUGUCAAUGGAUGGAAUGGCGCGCUCCUGACUAUGUAUCAAUUAGUAAAGACAUAUGAAUACAAGCGCUCAGAAGAGCGUGUUCCUCUACAUGAAGCAAUGAAUCUUCUUCUUCCAAUGAUCUACCAACUGAUGGUUAACUUAAUGAAUGAUCAAUCGGAACAAUCGAUGUUGCUUCAAAAGCAAAUUUUAAAAAUUUACUACGCCUUAACCCAGUACACACUGCCAUUGGAUCUUAUAACAAAAGAAACGUUUUCGCUGUGGAUGGAAAUUUGCCGGCAAAUCGCUGAAAGGCCAAUACCAGACUGCUCACAUAUUGAUGAUGAGGAAAAACCAGAAUUUCCAUGGUGGAAAGUAAAGAAAUGGGCCUUACAUAUAAUAGUACGCAUGUUUGAACGCUAUGGCAGCCCGCGUAAUGUUGUAAGUGAAAAGUAUCAGAAAUUUGCAGAAUGGUAUCUUCCUACGUUUACAUCAGGCAUUUUGGAAGUACUGUUAAAGAUUUUAGACCAGUAUCGAAAUCACAUUUACGUCUCACCUAGAGUUCUAACUGAUAUUUUGGCUUACUUAAAAAAUGCUGUGAGUCACUCAUAUUCCUGGAAAUUAAUAAAACCUCACAUGGUCGCUAUAGUACAAGAUGUAAUAUUUCCAAUUAUGUCUUUUACUGAUGCUGAUCAAGAGCUGUGGGAGACUGAUCCACAUGAAUACUUGAGAUUAAGACUAUCCAAGAAAAAACCGCACAACAAAACAAGAAACAAAGCACUGAGCAGAAUAAAUGUGGGAUCUGCAACUACUGGGAAAGUCUUGAAGAAUGCCGGAGUGUUACCGCAUGUGGAGAAAGCAUGGUACAUGUCAAUGGGAGCUGCAGCACGUGGUUACAAAUGGGCCGAUGUCUUCAAAUUGUCACGCAAUGCCGCCUGUAAUAUAUAUGGUGUGCUCUCAGAUGUGGUAGCCUUUAUGCCAUUUAAAAACUCAAGCAUACAUUCCGAAUUAUGUUACCUUUGCCCAGGUGAGGACUUAGCAUCACACCUUAAUCCGCAGGAGAGUGGAACCGAACCUUCUGUAACUAAAUGGAAACGGCAGUUGAAAUAUACGGGUUGCAACGAGGAGCUGUCUUACGAUUCUUCUAUCUAA